GAUUCCAUCUCCGCUAACACAGUGUCUACCAAUUCGUGGAAAAAUGCAGUUAACUCCGUCGGUGUACUCAGCGGGUUUCAUUGCCAUAUACCUACUCAAUGUUAUUUAUACUACACCUCUAGAUAAAAUGAAAAAGAGACAUCUUCAAACAGAAUCUUUCGGCAUCUUAGAAUUAGAUUUAGAUGAAUCCAUAGUUCAACAAAUAUACGAAGACAAAUUAUUAUCAAAACUAAAAGAUAUUGAUGAAGAAAAUGCACGUAAUUACACCAAAAAUAAUAAUACAGGAAGUAACGUACAAACGAGACUUGUUACAUUUGGUCAACAAACAAAUGUCAACAACCAAGUCGCAAAUCUCCUCAACCAUCAAAUUAGCAAUCAAAUAACUAACGAAUUAAUUAACGCAGUUUCUGCUCAAAUUCCUUUAAAUCAAGAUGACAUGGCUGUUGUUUCAGUAGCGAUUCCACAAGCUACGUUACAAAGAACAGUUGGGAAUGUUAUAGCAAAUCAACUUUUUAUUAAUAGAAACCAAAAUAAUUUAGACCAAUCAUCUAAUAAUCAUAAACAAGUUGAGCAAAACAAUGAAGAACAAAAUAAUUUGGAUUCACCCCAAAAAUUUCAUCCAGUAAAAUCAUCUUUACAUCACGAUUAUUCCAACCAAAAGCAACUUAAGCAUCCAGAUUCAGACAGAAUUAAAUUUUCUGUGCCAAAUUCCGUUCCAAUUGUGAUUAAAUUAAAAGAUAAAAUGGUAGUUAAUAGGAAAGUUAAAAAGAUUCAUAAAAGAAAGAACGGUGUUAAUGAAGAUAUUCAUAUAAUUUGGUGA
This is a messenger RNA of Onthophagus taurus, 820 nucleotides long. RefSeq lists its product as uncharacterized. The record is from RefSeq and is a predicted model, not a curated record. Lineage: Eukaryota; Metazoa; Arthropoda; Insecta; Coleoptera; Scarabaeidae.